AUGAAACUGGUCAAGAUCAACUUCAGCGACGUCGCAGACGACUGUAGGAAUGGGCGGGCUACACGUUUCAACACCAGCUUCCAUCCUGCAGACCAAGUUCCCGCCAAUCUACCGAGGCCUUCAGAGGCGCCUUAUGCCUUCGCCCGGUGGCUUCCGCUAAUCCUUCAGACCCGAAACGUCGAUCCGUCGGCCGUUCAGACGGUCCGUCUUUCUCGCGGCCAAGCCCACCUCCUUGUGGAUGCCUCAGCAACUUCCAUUAUCACGGGUGAGUUGAGCCGCGCGCUCGAGGAAGAUCUCAAGGAUGAAGUUGCCCCUGCCUUUUCGUCUCUUCACUUCCCACCCGAGGGGCUCUUCAUGCGCUUGACGGGCUGUUCGCCCAAGGAUGGAAGAUGGAGAGAUCCCACCCGACCAUCACUUCACUCCACGGACGACAUCAUUCUUCGUCUGACAACCUCGCAUCGAGCACGUAACGACAUUGUAAAAAGUCUCAAAUCCGGGUUGGAAACCGUCGACAUCACACUAUUGCCUUUCGAUGCUCAGAUGGACAGUAGGCGCGAAUACCGAGUAUUCUGCUGUCCUACAACCGGAAACAUCACGGCCGUGAGCCAAUACUGCUGGCACAAGCCUUGGCUUUUCCACUGCAGACCGGGUACGGCGUUGAAGCCAGUGGCGGACAAGAUUUGGGCCGGCAUUGUUGCCCUUCAUCGGCAAAUCAUGAACGAUCUCAAGCCGGACGCCGAACUCGAUAAUCUCCUGCUCAGACAAGGGUUCACGUUUGACGUCUUGUACGACGAGGACAAUGGAACAACGGAACUUGUUGAGCUGAAUGUGUUUGGGGCGAGGAGUGGGUGUGGAUCUUGUCUCUUCAAUUGGGUCAACGACUUCUCCCUACUUUACGGAGAAGGUAAGGAUGUACAGUUCCGGGUCACUUAUUGA
Messenger RNA from Fusarium keratoplasticum, 936 nucleotides. RefSeq lists its product as uncharacterized. The record is from RefSeq and is a predicted model, not a curated record. The transcript has a single exon. The coding region runs from base 1 to 936 and encodes 311 amino acids. Lineage: Eukaryota; Fungi; Ascomycota; Sordariomycetes; Hypocreales; Nectriaceae.